Molecule: messenger RNA, 1197 nt
Organism: Aureobasidium subglaciale EXF-2481
Lineage: Eukaryota; Fungi; Ascomycota; Dothideomycetes; Dothideales; Saccotheciaceae
Exons: 1
Coding region: 1-1197 (398 amino acids)
Source: RefSeq, a predicted model, not a curated record
AUGCCUCCAAUUCUGUUAUUCAUGCAGUCCAGCGAGCAGAGGGGUGUCCGUAAUGCCACGGAAAACACCACUGUUCAAGUCACGGUCGCGGAACUGGUCUCGAUGGCCAGGCGAAUUGCCGCCAACCUUCAAGAAGUGCCUACCACGAUUUAUCGACUCUUUCGGUCGGUGAUCAAAGCUCGAUCGCAUUCUUACGUGAUGUUCCAAGAAUUAGCGGCUGCUCACUCCGAUGCCGAGAUGGAAGCGAGCAAUGUCACCCACAAACACUUUAUCGACAAAUUGGAGGAGGCUUUUGAGAUUCUUGGAGGCAGAGAAUGGUUAGUCAGACAGCAAGCAGAAAACGAGAAGGCCGAAGACCUGGUAGAGGUGGAACGUGUCAUCUUUUGCAAUCCUUUCUUGCCACUAACACUGGACAAUUCGGCGCAAGAUACAAGCGAACAAGAAGACUCCCACGCCCAGCAUACAUCGAUCUCGCAGCGUCGCACGAAGAAGCAUCGUAAGGACAAGAUACGCCAGAAGAAGAAAAAAGCCAAGGCAAGUUCGGAGCCUAUCGUGGAAGAUGUCCCACUUGAGAGCUACCGCAUCAUCGAUGGUCCUGACGACCUGGUCACCGACUACUAUAUCGCUGUCACGUCAAUCGUUGACGAGUGCUACAACCUCCGCCAAUUUGUUCACAAGCACUGGUUCCACGUGAGUCACAGUGGCCUAAACAGUGCCGUCGCUGGAACCGUCUCUCGUCUGGCCGUCAGUAUGAUGAGGAGGACAGUAUCAGCGAUAUUCGUCGACUUCCCUUCUGAGAAAAACACGUAUCAGGCUGUCAUGCAAACCUUCACCAGAGGUGACUUCAAUAGGGUUUACAGCGCAAAUCCGUGUUCCAAUGCGUCUGACAAGUUUGUCGACAUGAACGAAGCUCUGUCUAUGCAUGUCUACCGCGAUUUGCAUGACUUCGUUGUCGACUACCAGAAGAACCGCAGUGGUAAGCCCACAAAAAGCAUGCAAAUAUUUCUGUCGAAGUGGGACCCAGACCUUGAUCUCUCGCAAGCUUGCAAGACAGACAGGGUCACUUGGCGUCGCAUGUUCACCAUCAAUUGGCUUUACGAUCUGGUCAACGUAUAUGUGUACAGCUUGCGCAAGUUCAAUCCCGCUGACUUCGAAGGCGUCGCUCUUGAGUCUGGACCAUGGUCAUACCAGGAUUAA